Phytophthora sojae is the source of this 951-nucleotide messenger RNA. RefSeq lists its product as hypothetical. NCBI's taxonomy places the organism in Eukaryota, Oomycota, Peronosporomycetes, Peronosporales, Peronosporaceae. Bases 1 to 951 code for a protein of 316 amino acids. The record is from RefSeq and is a predicted model, not a curated record. The transcript is spliced from 4 exons.
AUGCGCCAAGCAUCGUCUGUCGAGGCCCGUGCCCACGUGCCGCAUGGAGCUGUGGAUGGACGCCGCCAGCCGGUGGGCAACACGCCGCACACACGCUUAAAACCUCCGCACGAUUUGUGCGCAGCAUACCUAGCAUAUAGGGCGCCUCGACAACAGGACGCCCAGGCUCGCUCUCUGAACCAGGGGCGCGGCCAUUCUGGUGCCAUGCCAUGCGGGCUCGAAAGUGUCGCCAAUGGGUGGGUGGGUGUCCACAAUAAUGCUGUCCUUCUCGAGGCGUUCGACACCGAGAGCCGCUAUCCCGGCACCGCACCGCACUGCUUGACGGUACGGUCCAACUUGAAGCUGACCAUCACUCUUGCACACUUGGUCUCAGCGCGCCAUGCGGUCGAGGCGCCACCUUGCACCUGGGCUCCGCUUCAGCUCCAGCUCGAACUCGGCCGGCUAACGUUCUCUCAUUCUCACUUUUACCCAGCAACUGCCGAGCAGCUUACUACUCCCCCCACCACUCCACCAAGUAUUAUCAUGAAGGUCUUCGGCUUCCUCGCUGCUGCUCUUGUCAUCGCCGUCGCUGCCGCCCAGGACGCCACCACCACGGCUUCGGCUGCCGCCUCGACGGCCGCCUCUGCUGCUGCCACCUCGACGGCCGCCUCGACUGCUACGUCGGCUGCCACGGACGCUGCUGCCACCACGACCGGCUCGGCCGCUGCCGGCUCCGCCGCCGUGGGCUCCACCACCGUCGGCACGACCUCGGGCUCCUCGGACGCUGCUGCCACCACUACGUCGGGCUCUAGCGCUACCCCCGCUUCGUCGGGCUCGUCGGACGCUACGACCUCGGGCUCCACGGACUCGUCGGCUGCUUCGGCCUCCGCUUCGGGCUCGUCGGGCGCCGCCUCGGUUGCUGCCGGCAGCGUUGCCGCUGUCACCGCCGCUGUUGUGACCUACUUCCUGUAG